Molecule: messenger RNA, 1222 nt
Organism: Seminavis robusta
Lineage: Eukaryota; Bacillariophyta; Bacillariophyceae; Naviculales; Naviculaceae
Source: the annotation of a GenBank genome assembly
AUGUUUCAUGGGGAAAUUGGAUGUCUGAUAGCAGGCAAGUUCAUUGGCUCUCGUCGCGGUGGAAGUACUACAUUUAGUAGGACGUCCUUCGCGCUUUGCGUUGCAUCCACCACAACACUUCAUCUGCGCAAAAGAAGCAACAAGUUUGACAAUCAUGAUGUCCUCAUCUCUGCGUGUCCUAUCGAUUUUUUGCUCUGUGCUUCCAUUCAUCAUCGAGGCCAACAACAACACAACAACAACAACAAUAACCCGGUCAGGCAAUGGGCGAGGAAUCACGACAUUGACGUGGAUAACACCGUCCAUGAAACGAUCUUUUGGAUCAUUAUCGCAUCCGUUGUCAUUUGCUUUUGCACUUGCUGCUAUCGCUGCCUUUGUUGGGAGCAACGCCCCUCGUAUCAGGUCAUUCAGACGCAUCAUCACGUCUAUCACAACAAUGCCGCCCCAAGCACUACUAUGAGUACCGAUAUUGGUAGUAUUAGCCAAGAAGCAAGCGCACCUCUGGCAGAAGUGGUGGAGCAGCCUAAGCAGAACGAUUACGGUUCCAUUCCAGUGGCCGUCCCAAGUGACAUCGAGCCAGUAGCGCCUCCUCCGUCUCAGAAUCCCAGCUUUCGAGCUUAGCUGCAUGAGGCAUGAGUUGCUUCCAGUCAGAACAUCAUUGUACAUCGCAUACUACCGGUAUAACGAAAAGAUUUUGCAUUUUGUAUUCCAAUUUCCAUCGAAAGUCCCUCUGUCGUACGCGUUCUUCAAAGCAAGUACAUGCAUGUAUCCUCCCUGUUCACCACCCCAAAUUAGCAAAGGUGGAUACCUCGCUCCCUCGUUUUUUUUAGGUGGAGCUGAUCUUGUCUCACUUACUUGGUACUUGUGGAUCCUGAUGCUGCCUUUUGGAAUGGCAAGUCCUUGAGAGCGAGGAGCCCAGGCUUUUUCGAACCCAUUGCUUCCACAGCUACGGUACAGUAGCACCCUGUGCAGGGCACCAUAGCAUGCCAGGCACCAAGAAGACGGGGCAACGCAGCCUAACUAACAAGGUGAAUCAAGAACUGCCAAGGAAUGAUCAGCCAACUGGGGAGGCUUGUGAACCCUGGAGAGUGGAGAGUGACGACCCCACUAAAGGACCAAUGUAUCUGCUGGUAAAAUAAAUGCCGUGGCAAGUGGGGACUGCUCAAGCAGGAGCUGUCUAACUAUGAAGCAGUGUCUGUCUGUCUUUCUUUCUAGCUAGCUAGCU